Molecule: messenger RNA, 1194 nt
Organism: Coprinopsis cinerea okayama7#130
Lineage: Eukaryota; Fungi; Basidiomycota; Agaricomycetes; Agaricales; Psathyrellaceae
Exons: 4
Coding region: 1-1194 (397 amino acids)
Source: RefSeq, a predicted model, not a curated record
AUGAACUUCGACAAACCUCCUCUCCCCGCUGGCGCCAACAAGCUGCUCUUUCCCCUAGCACUCUAUCUUCAAGAUCUCCUACGUUUCAAAAACGACCCCAACGCGCCUAAACCAAUUCCUCCAAAGGAGCUUGACCUCAAGCUGCAAACCGAAUGCGAACUAAUUGCCGACGUAACGUUCGCGGCUUUUAGGAAUCCCAAGCAAGUGAAAUGGUCGCUCAGCGAGUACACAAAGGCUUCCAAGGGGGGGAAGAAAUUAGUCGCUGCUGACCGGGAAAAAGCUCUUCGUGACAAAAUGCCAGGAAUUUCAAGUACCAAGCCUGACGGCAACUUGGAAAUCACGGACGAACCUUUCUGCGUACGCGACGCCAAAGAGGUUGUUUUGGCAUGGUAUCUCCCGGGUGUUAUUUCAGUCGACCGACAGGAUGAGAUAUCUUACGCUAUCGAGUGGCUUUCGACUGCUCCAGACCCGCCGGCACUUGUGAUUGACCCCGAUACAAAUCAAAAGAACUUUCGGGCACACCCUUCACUCUUCUCCGAAUCUCAGUCGGGGACCUUCAGGAGCGGCGUAGCAACGUACGCCUCCGCGUGGCCCAUGCAAGGACAUCUCGACGGUCCGUUCGACCCAUCGGCCAGUUUCAAAAAUCCAAAGCAAGGGGGCCUUGACUUCAUCAAACUGAUGUCUGAGAGCCUAGCCGUUUUGGGCGGCAUCUUAGCGUUGGUACACCCUGCGCUGUUCCAGGCAGGUUUGGACGCUCUCGCCAACCUUGGAUCAGGUCACAUCGACAAUGUGGAAAAUCGCAAGUUAUUGAAAUCAGUCCUCAGGCAUUGGAGCACACCCUUUACCGCCAUAUCGGUCAUCGUCAAUCGCGAAUCUCCCUUCCAUACCGAUGCGGGAAGUCAUCCAAGCAGUUAUGACUUGCUGUAUGCUGGGGGAUCGUACCGCGGCGGGGUCUUGGAGAUUAAGGGUAUUGACGUGCGGGUGAUGUAUGAGCCAGGGACUGUCGUGCUCUUCCCAGCUGGGAUAUUUCCCCACGGCGUUCCUUCAGUGCAUGGGGAUCGCUUCUGUAUUGCCCACUUCUUUCGGCAUAGUGUACUGGAGCAGGUUCCCUACUUUAGGCCUCCUGCCCUUCCGAAGUUUGUUCACCUCAGUGAUAUCUACUUUAAUGGGUUCGCCGACGUCUCCUCAAAAUAG